UGUUUGUUUGAAUAGUGCCACUACUACAAGUGUUCAGUAAGAAUUUAUGUUACAGCUACCAUGUUGUUGCUGAGAUAAUGCAAUGCACACCAGAUUUUUUAUUAUUUGGUUUCAUUUCGAUUUUUUUUUUUUGGUUGUAAAUAUCACAUUUUUUUUUGAAUAUAUUGGAAUUAUUUUGCAUGUUUUAGAAUCGUUUCGGAAUAAAUUUUUCAUCAUUUUUAUAAUUGAUAAUUGAAAAAAAAUGUCAAGAAGUAGAUGUCGAAUCUAUGUUGGUAAUCUGCCACCAGAUAUUCGUACAAAAGAUAUCGAAGAUUUAUUUUAUCGUUUUGGUAAAAUUACUUUUGUCGAUCUUAAAACACGUCGUGGUCCACCGUUUGCUUUUGUUGAAUUUGCCGAUUCUAGAGAUGCAAAAGAUGCUGUUUAUGAACGUGAUGGUUAUGAUUAUGAUGGAUAUAAAUUGCGUGUAGAAUUUCCACGUGGUCGUGAACGUGGUCCUGGUGGUGUUUUUAAAUCAGGUUCAAGCUCAAGUUCACGGCCACCACCUGCACGUCGUUCUAGUUAUCGUAUUAAAGUUACAGGUUUACCAUCAUCUGGUUCAUGGCAAGAUUUAAAAGAUCAUAUGCGUGAAGCUGGUGAUGUUUGUUACGCGGAUGUUUUUAAAGAUGGUAGCGGUGUUGUCGAAUUUUUACGUCGUGAUGAUAUGAAAUAUGCUAUAAACAAACUAGAUGGUUCAAAAUUUCGUUCACAUGAAGGUGAAACAUCAUAUAUACGGAUUACAGAAGAUUCUUCUAAUUCUCGAUCCAAUUAUCGUCGUGGUUCAAGAACGGCAUAUGGUUCACGAUCCCGUUCACGUUCAAGAUCUCGUUCGCGUUCUCGAUCUCGAUCGAAUUCGCGUUCUCGAUCCCGUUCAUAUUCACGUUCACGUUCAAUAACGCCUGCAGCAAAACGAUCACGUGGUUCACCAACAUAUUCACCACCGGCACGAUCAAGAUCAAGAUCUCGUUCACGAUCUUCUAGAUCUCGUACACCAUCAUCAAGACGUUCAAGAGAAUCACGUUCUCGUUCACUGGAAAUAUCAACAAACAAUAAUAAAACAUCUAAUGGUCAUAAUCGUCAUUCACGGUCAUAUUCACGUUCCGUAUCAUAUAGCCGUAGCCGUUCUCGUACACCUAAUGAUAAUUAUAAUAGAGAUCGUUCCAGAUCUCGAUCUCGUUCACCGGAUAGUUCAUCUGGUGAACGAACAAAUGAAUCAUCAAGAUCAAUACGAAAUGAAGGAAAUUGAAUUGAUGAUGGAAAAAUUUUCCAACAACAACA
Dermatophagoides farinae (American house dust mite) is the source of this 1314-nucleotide messenger RNA. RefSeq names its product splicing factor 2 (gene SF2). Lineage: Eukaryota; Metazoa; Arthropoda; Arachnida; Sarcoptiformes; Pyroglyphidae. The record is from RefSeq and is a predicted model, not a curated record. Gene Ontology annotation, cellular component: nucleus; cytoplasm. Gene Ontology annotation, molecular function: mRNA binding.